UUUUUGACAUUAUGUGACAGUGACAGUUAGCAAUACACAUGGAGGAACAUUGUGGUUAUGUCAGUUCGUUUUAAUUGCAGCGUGUUUGUGAGUUGUAUACACGCUUGUUAUAUGUGAUACAAAAAUACUUUUAAAAUAUUUAAAAAUUUGUUUGUAUAUUUGCUAAAAACAUUAACGCAAAAUGGCAGAACUUGUGCAACGUCAUAUGGAGUCCAUGGCUGAAGAAAUGGAAGAAAUGAGGAGAACAGAGUUAUAUACAUUAAAAGAAUUGCGAUUCAUAUUAAAAACACGGAAAGAAUUUGAGUAUAAAAUUAAUGGAGUUUCAAAAAACCUGAAGGAUUUUAAAGAGUACAUUAUGUAUGAAAAAGUUUUGUUGAAACAGAUACAUAACCGACGUGAUAAAAAUAAAAUCGCUGAAAGAAAAAGCGCAAUAGAAUAUAAAAUUUUAAGAAGAAUAAGAAAUCUGUAUGAAAUAGCACUGCAACGAUUUGCAGGCGAUUUUUCAUUAUGUUUGUCAUACUUUAAGUUUUGCAAACAGUCAAAUUAUAUCAAUGCUGCCUCCGUUGCUGUCCAAAAUAUGAUAAAGAAUUGUGCCCAAAAUCCAGAUGUUUGGCAGGUUGCAGCUGCCUGGUAUGCUCACGAUCGCAAUGAUCUCAACACUGCUCUAACAGUUCUUAAUAAAGGUUUAACUCUACAUAAAAACAGUCAACUUUUGUAUACUGAAGCUAUAAAAUUGGAAUUGUCAGUUAUGAAAAAUCACAAUACUAGAACAGAUGGGGAUGAUUUGCCCAACAAAGUAUGCAAAAAGAUAGAGACGUAUGUUAAUUUCAUAUGUGAUUGUAUCAAUGACUGUUGUUAUCUAAUUGAAAUUUUAAAUUUAUUAGAAUCAUACAAUUUUACAACUCCUGUUCAAAAUUUAAUGAUUAAAAAACUUUUACAAAAUCAUUCAGAAAAGGAAAUUGUAUGGCAAACGUUAGCACAAAGGGAAAAGAGGGGUCUUCAUUAUGGUAUAUCUAAUGAAGAACAACGUUCGGGAAAAGAUUGUCUCACUUUGUGUUUUGAAAAAUAUAAAGAAGGUCUGAGUAGAGUAUCGUCGCUGGAAAAAGCAAGCCUUUGGUCAUUAUACUUAGAUUGCUUAGUUGAAGCACAAGUUGAUCGUGACAGUUAUGGGUUAUUAAAAAAUGACACAACUGUUUUACUUAAGUCAGCUUUAGAACAAGCUUCUAAUGAAAAGUAUUUGACAGAAAGAUAUUACAUAAAAUGGUUAGAAUUAGUGACAGAUGAAGAAGCCUUGCAUAUCCUAGAAAAAGGUACCUCGGCAUUACCACAUUCUGUUGACUUAUGGAAAUUACGUCUGCGUUAUGCAACAAUGACUGAUAAAAAUAUCAAGGUAGAUGAAGUUUUUAAUCGAGGAUUAGAAAUGUUAAAAGAACGCUCUUUACCAUUAUGGUUUAUGUAUAUUCGUUAUUAUACUUUAUUAUCUAGAGAUGAUAUGAUUGAUGAUAUAUAUACUAAAGGUAUUACAUAUCCACAAGAAAUUUCUGAGGUAUUGAAACCAAGAUAUAUUGAAUGGUUAGCACUAGCUAAAGGUAUUCAUGUUGCACGAAAAAUGUAUUAUAAGUUGGCGAACGAAAAACCUUAUUGCAAAGAACUGCAUUUCAGUAUGUCUAAAUUAGAAUCUACAGAAAUUGAACAUGAUUAUGAGGGAUGGGCCCGAGUUCAUGAACUAGCAUGUAAGCAGUUUGGAGAAGAAGAUGUAGAUGUAUGGAUAAAUCAUAUUUUGUUUUAUUUACAUUUUAACAAAUCUGAUAAUGUUAACGAGAAGAUACAACGUAUUUAUACAGAAGCUGAAAAUACUCUGUCACCUCUUUUACAGUCAGAUUUUAAAGAAAAGUACGCUAAGGCUCUUUCUGAACAAUAGAAAAAUUGUAUAUUUUAAAACGUUAUUUUUUAAUAAAUCAUUAUUAACGCAA
This is a messenger RNA of Zophobas morio, 1973 nucleotides long. RefSeq names its product U3 small nucleolar RNA-associated protein 6 homolog. Gene Ontology annotation, biological process: maturation of SSU-rRNA from tricistronic rRNA transcript (SSU-rRNA, 5.8S rRNA, LSU-rRNA). Gene Ontology annotation, cellular component: small-subunit processome; Pwp2p-containing subcomplex of 90S preribosome. Gene Ontology annotation, molecular function: protein binding; snoRNA binding. The record is from RefSeq and is a predicted model, not a curated record. Lineage: Eukaryota; Metazoa; Arthropoda; Insecta; Coleoptera; Tenebrionidae. The transcript is spliced from 5 exons. Bases 182 to 1921 code for a protein of 579 amino acids.